Molecule: messenger RNA, 3309 nt
Organism: Durio zibethinus
Lineage: Eukaryota; Viridiplantae; Streptophyta; Magnoliopsida; Malvales; Malvaceae
Source: RefSeq, a predicted model, not a curated record
GCUGACAGGUUUAAGAUCAUAGGGUUUGCAGCCAACAAAAGUAACGGUAGUUUCUUCCCUUGAUUCCGUUUCUGACCAAAUCGAAGUUCAGUCCACUCUUCCCGCCGUCACCAAGUUUACGCAUGACAUCCAAUAGAAUAACUCCACGUCACCAAAACUAUUAUUUCCGUAACCUCACCAAUCAACAAACAGCGAAUAACGUUAAAAUCAUCGAAACAAAAAAAAAACCACAAAAAACCAUAGGCAAGGAAAACAUACACAUGACUUGGACACUAAAACACUCACUAACAGAGAAGCUUAAGGGGCACGCUUCUGUUCUUUUCUACAAAAACCCAAAACCCCAACCGAGUAAAAUUCCCUUCUCUCGUAUCCUUUUUCUGAAAAAUCGAUUAAGGAAAUUGCCCCAAAGAAGAAAACCCGAGGAAAAGUAAUUUCCUUUUCUGAUUCGACAAAAAAAUUCCCAAAAUGUGCAACAAUCAAGAUUCGAUUCUUCCAUUGAUAGAUAUAGGACUAGAAGGAGAUUCAUCGAGGACGAGGGCGUUAUGUCAUAAUCUUCCACCUGGUUGCCGAUUUUACCCUUCCAAAGAACAGCUUCUUACCCAUUAUCUCACCGGGAAAAACAACUCCGUCGCCGCCGAUCGUGCUGAUCUGUACGGCUACGGUUUGAUAAAGGAGCUUAAUUUGUACGAUUACAAGCCGUCUGAUUUACCGGAAGGUGCGUGCUUUGUGUAUGGAUCUCAGGGGAGGAAAAGGCACUGGUUUUGCUAUACGGAGAGUAGAGGAGGGAGCAGGAUGUGGAGAAGGGCAAAGGGAGGGUUUUGGUGUAAAAUAGGAAAAGUUAGGGAUGUGGUUGAUGGAGGAAAUGUACCAUUGGGGACUAGAAAUAAAUUUGUAUUUUAUGAAGCUAAGUCAGUUAAGACAGCAGUUAGGACUCCUUGGAUCAUGUAUGAAUAUGCCCUGCCUCAUCAUCUGAAGGCUUCUUUUGUCCUAUGCCGAGUAUUUUUCAAAUGCCGAGUAUCAGAGAAUGUUUUAAGUAGUUGUGCAGAAGAAAGUGUUUCAGCUCUACCUCACAUCGAUAUUCAGCAUGAUCUUAGACCUGACAUUCUUGAAUCUGAAAGUAAUGGUGAUGACUUCACUAAAGAGCUAGCUGAUCCAAUAGCAACUAGACCUGUUUCUCUUGCCAGUUUUGAGUUUCCUUCAGGCAACCCACCAGACACGCCCAAUGACCUGGUGGGAGCUCAGCUAACUACCAAUGAGUUAUUGUCAAUUAUAGAAGAAGAUUUCAUAGAGUUGGAAGAUCUCAGUUGAAGGUGAUACACACCAUAAAGAAAAUAGCAGCAGUUACCUCAGAAAUAGCAAGAGAAUUAUAUACGUAUUCAAGAACCUAAUAGGAAACAAGAAUUUUCAAAUCUGAAUAGAUAGAAAUCUAAUGGCUGGAUCACUCACCUUGUCAAUUAUAGAAGAAGAUUUCAUAGAGUUGGAAGAUCUCAGUUGAAGGUGAUACACACCAUAAAGAAAAUAGCAGCAGUUACCUCAGAAAUAGCAAGAGAAUUAUAUACGAAUUCAAGAACCUAAUAGGAAACAAGAAAGUUUCAAAUCUGAAUAGAUAGAAAUCUAAUGGCUGGAUCACUCACCUUGUCAAUUAUAGAAGAAGAUUUCAUAGAGUUGGAAGAUCUCAGUUGAAGGUGAUACACACCAUGAAGAAAAUAGCAGCAGUUACCUCAGAAAUAGCAAGAGAAUUAUAUACGUAUUCAAGAACCUAAUAGGAAACAAGAAAUUUUCAAAUCUGAAUAGAUAGAAAUCUAAUGGCUGGAUCACUCACCUUGUAAGGUCAUUUUUCAUUCCUCUUUGCUGGUAAGUGCUUGGACUGAUAACAUUCAUGUAAGUUUAAUAAAUUUAUCUGCUUGCUCACCAUGCAGGCUGCAUUCAUGUGACUAAUAUCAGGAAUUUUGCUUCAGAAGAAUUUGAGUUAUCAAGAAGCUAUGCUUCAGACGAAUCAAAUUAGCACAAGUUUUUCCUUCAGAAGAAUUAAAUUAUCAGGAAUAUUUGUUUCAGAAGAAUAAGUAUGUGGUACAUUGGACGGGUCAGACAAAUUUCAACAUCAGAUGUUUCAGCUGGCUUCCAUGUUCUCCUGUUUCUCUGAUGAUGAUGGGUGGAGAAAUAUUUUCCACUCACUUCUCAAAUGCCUUCACUUGGCAAUGUUUUUCUCCUCCUAGCCUGUUCUCUAGUGUGUUUCUGAACUUUCUUACCGCAGAGGUGCAAAAAACUGCCUAAAUAAUGCAGAUUUCCUUUCCCAUCUUGGUUUGUAAUCUACUUUGAGCCAACUGCUGUGGUAGAAUAAAUACUAGACUGCUGGAUCUAAAUAAAUUAGGAAGAAACUGUUUUGACUUUUGAAUUGUAUAUUUACUGUUCUUUCUAUGCUGCUUUGAGAAAGUUCUGUUGCUAUCAUCUGAAUCGAUGACAGGGCUGCUAUGUGGUCUUUGGUGUUGGGCUGUUUGGUUGAAUCUGCUAAAGCCUGGCAUUGAUUGUAGGCAUGGAAAAAUUGCAGUUGCUUGAUCUAAAAGCUAAGUUUCAGUGGCACUGAUUGAGCAUCCGCGAUGGUUGGUGGCUGACGAAGGUAAAACUUAAAAAAGAUGAAACCGUAAUUUUUCAUAUUGCUUUUUUAUAAAUGUUGGAAAGAUUCGAGGGUGUUUUUAGUUUCCCGUUUUCUGUAUUUUGAAAAAAAAUUUUCCAUUUUCGAUUUCUUGAAAAUGCAUUCGGUGAGAAAAAAAAUCAAAAUUGUUUUCAGAUAAAAGACUAUAAAUCCCAAGAAAUAGAAAAAUGGCUCGGUAAGUCUUGAGUCUACAAAAUUUCAACAACUAUUAUCUAGUGCUUGCCUACGUCGUUUUCUCUUAUUACAACUUUUCUUCCCUUCUUGAAUUCGGAUGAACUUUGGGCAUUUCCUACAAGGCUGAUAUCAGCCAUCAAAGGUAUGUUCUGUACCCAACAUUUCAUCUUCUUCUGCCUGUCUAGCUAUAACCUCCAAGCUUCAGCCCUCGUCCUUUCCUUUUUUGUUUUUCUUUUUUUUUCAACGCUCCGGAAUCAAGAUGCGUGUUCAUUUCCCCGUAUAGAACAAGUACAACAAGGAACAAAAAUUUCUUCUACCAAGUUUCUCUGCUGUUUCAUUUGUAAUUUCCUUCUGUAUUUUUGAAAAGUCCAUGUUCUAAUUCUAUGGGCACGACCAGGUUUUAACUUCAUUAUCUUGCCCACAAGUGUCUUACCCCCUUUUUUUUUUGGUCCUCAAAACCAAUAGAACUCAGGACGCUUCUC